CACAGACACAGGGAGAACAUGCAAACUCCACAAAGAGGAGUUACUCGUCAAGGGAAUCGAACCCAGGCCCUCCUCGCUGUGAGACAGCGCUACCCACCACGCCACCGUGCUGCCCUCCAAGUCUCCAAGCCUCACAUUAAAAAUGGGUGAUUCUCUGAGAAAGGUCAGUGACCUUGUACAGUGCCGUGGACUCAUGGCAGAUGAUCAGGAGGCUAUCAGACCUGUCAGCAUGUUCCAGAAGCUGUGUGAAAUGAAGUGGUCAGAGUUUGUCUCCCAUUCUGCCUUGACAAAUCUCAGUGAAGCAAAAUACAACAAAGCUUCUCCCCUGCCACUUACUAGAGACAUCCAAAAGCUCCAUGAAUUCCUUCAUCAGGAGACACAAUCUGCACUGAGGGUCCUAAAAGAGAAAACAUCUGCUAAAGAUUAUGCUGCACUAGCAAGUUUGACCCUUUGUCAGGUCAUACUCUUUAACAGGAGACGGGCUGGUGAAGUGUCAAAAAUGACUUAAAAACUACCAGGACCCCAAGACUUCAAAGAUAAAUGAUGAUGUGGCGGAUCCAGGACGGACAGCGGACGACGAGGGACGAAGAUGCAGCGACCCAGACGGACGGCUGCGACGGAACGGAGGAACACAGGCUGGCCAUCUUACCUUCAGGCUGUGCCCCCGUGCCACAGGAGGUUUCUGUGCUCAGCUGGCAGCAGGCGGUCUUCAUCCCACCCCUUUCUUUUGGAGCGCUGGUGAGAUUUGAGCAGCACUGCCAAGCUUUGGACAGAGCAAACAGGAUGUUUGCUUACACCUUCUCACAGCCACGUUUUGACAGCACGAAGCUGGUGGAGUUGAAGCUCCAACACAGGACCAUCUGUGAGGGGCUGGAGUCUGAGCACUGGUGGGUGCUCAGCAACGAAUUUUAUCAUCUGUUCGCGGAGCUUCCUCCUCAGCACUUCGCUACUGUGGCUGCUGUGGCCUGCAUCAAGCGUUUUGGAACAUCGAUCAGCGAGGCGACCUUCUACCUUCACACUGAAUCAGUGGAGACAUCACUGCAGAAUGUUACUCUGCAAACCAAAGUGGGGAAGACACUGAAGAUGGUAUCCAUUGGUUCAGAUGGCUGUUUCAGGACUCACCAUUCCAGCAACACCCGGAUCCUUGAGACGGCGGCACCGUACAUGGUUUCUAGCAAACCACGAGGACCCCCACCAGGCUUCUAAUCACACUCUACACUUUAAUAUCAUACCUUUUUAAGUUCAUUAUCAUAGUGACUGUAGUUAUUAUAGUGGUAAUUAUAUAGUUUUUUUCUAUGAUUCUGUGUGUGUGUGUGUGUGUGUGUGUUUUUCAGAUGCAGUUUUCUGUGUAACCAGGAGAGCCCCUGAAGUUUUAUCUCUGAGAGAAUGACGGUGGAUCAUCACAUCUUAUCAUCUCUAGACUGGAAACAUGGGUUCCAGUGCAUCGUUCCUCCUGGAUUCGAGGCUCUAGACAGCAGUGACUCCUACAUGUCAUCAAGAAACUGUGGACUUCAGGGUCUGGACCAGAUCAGAGGAUGUACGCAGAAGGAAGCCUUGACAAGAAGUGCAGCAAGACCAUUAGAGACUUCACCAUCAGCCAUCACUGGACUUUAUCUCCAGCGUUUAUGUUCAUCAGAAGCAGGAUCACCUCUGGCAUCAUCAUUAUUGUCUUAGCCACAGACCCAGGACCAUUGGAGACAUCAGGACCCAUGAAGAGGAGAUCAGCGCCAUCAUCACCACUGGACAUUAUCAUCAGCAGAAGCUUAAUCACCACUGCCAUCAUACACAUCAAGAUCUCAGUUAUCAUCAUCAUCUUAGCCAUGGACUGAGUCAGAAGAUGUUACUUCAUCUCAUCAUCAUGACAUCAAGCUACCAACCAGCUCAGAGGUUUUUGCGUUAAAGCAGUGAAUCUGCUUUGUGUGACAUACAUGGACUCUUUACUGAGAUCCUGCUGGAAGGCUUCACAGCCUGGGUUCUAGACUGUUGGCUGUAGUUACUGUUCUUCAGUUUGUCUAUAACUAACAGUUUGGCAUCCAUGCUCGGACUAAUCAUCAUUCAGAUGGGCUUUUGAUUUUAAUAAGUAAAAAUAAUUAAGAUUAUAUUUAGUUAUUGUCAAUCAAAAUAGUGGCAAGUCUCAACAGCAUAUAAUUAUCGUUAUUUCUGUUUUGUAAAUUGUAUUUGUAGAGUAUUUAUAACAACUAUAACCCUAUGAAUAGUUUUCAAUAAAGUCCGAAUUUAUUUCAAUGUUACAAACAAAUAGAUUUGUUCUAAUUUUUACCUUCUGUCAAAAUUAUUCCUUGAAAAAUUCUCAUCAAAAAAAAGUUGUGAAGUGCAUUUUUAUACCUGCUAGAAUCUGAUCAAUGCAUUUAUAUUUGUUUUGUAGCUGCUAUAAAAGGUAUAAAUUCAUUUUAAACAA
Pygocentrus nattereri (red-bellied piranha) is the source of this 2416-nucleotide messenger RNA. RefSeq lists its product as uncharacterized. The record is from RefSeq and is a predicted model, not a curated record. The coding region runs from base 541 to 1206 and encodes 221 amino acids. NCBI's taxonomy places the organism in Eukaryota, Metazoa, Chordata, Actinopteri, Characiformes, Serrasalmidae. The transcript has 10 exons.